AUGGCCAACUGGACCUCAAAGUUCAAUCCUCUUAGGCUUAAUUUCAAGUACCGUAAAUUCGCAAGUAUGGCAUCAGUACCAGCCGAAAAGGCUCCAAAAUCGAAGCUACAGUUCGCUUUAAAGACUCCAAAGGGAACGAAGGACUGGGCCGAUAAAGAUAUGGUGAUCAGAGAGAGAAUCUUCUCAACUCUAUCGUCAGUUUUCAAGCGUCACGGUGCUACCACGCUUGACACUCCAGUUUUUGAACUGCGAGACAUCUUGGCUGGGAAAUACGGCGAAGACUCCAAACUGAUCUACAAUUUGGAAGAUCAGGGUGGUGAACUUUGUUCGCUACGUUACGACUUGACCGUUCCAUUUGCAAGGUUUGUGGCCAUGAACAACAUCCAAAACAUCAAAAGAUACCACAUUGCCAAAGUGUAUAGGAGAGACCAGCCAGCUAUGACAAAAGGACGUAUGAGAGAGUUUUACCAAUGCGAUAUCGACAUUGCUGGUAAUUAUGAGAGCAUGAUUCCUGAUGCAGAGUGUUUCUCGAUCAUUGUGGAAGGUUUCAGUAGCCUGGGGAUCAAGGACUACAAGAUUAAGCUCAACCAUAGAAAAAUCUUGGACGGUAUCUUCCAAAUUGCUGGUGUCAAGGACGAAGACGUUAGAAAGAUCUCGUCUGCCGUUGACAAGCUCGACAAAGUCUCCUGGGAAGCCGUCAAGAAGGAAAUGGUGGUAGAAAAGGGCCAAACAGAAGCCACAGCUGACAGAAUUGGUGAAUACGUCAAACUCAACGGCUCAAUUCAAGAUGUGCAUGCUAAGUUGUCCCAGGAUGCCGACAUUACAUCCAAUGAAAGAGCUAAGGAGGGUUUGGAUGAGCUUGCCACUUUCAUCAAAUACGUGGAGGCUCUAGAAAUCGACUCUUACAUCUCAUUCGAUCUUUCUCUCGCAAGAGGUCUUGAUUACUACACCGGUAUAAUUUUCGAAGUUGUUACCGAGGCUUCAGCUCCUCCUAAAGAUGCCGAAGAGCUAAAGAAAAAGUCCAAGAGCGCAGAUGAUGCUUCUGAGUACGUUGGGGUUGGUUCCAUCGCUGCUGGUGGCCGUUACGACAAUCUAGUCAACAUGUUUGCCGAGGCUACUGGUAAAAAAUCCGGGCAAAUUCCUUGUGUUGGUUUCUCUUUUGGAAUAGAGAGAAUCUUCUCUCUCAUCAAACAAAGAGCCGAAAAGGCCGCUGCCAUCAGACCAACUGCCACUAAAGUGUACGUAAUGGCCUUUGGUGGUGGUAAAGACUGGACUGGGUACUUGCCGGAGAGAAUGCAAGUCGCCAAGCAGCUGUGGAAUGCUGGAAUUGAAACUGAAUACGUUUACAAAUCUAAAGCUAAUCCCAGAAAGCAAUUCGAUGCUGCCGACAAAUGUGGCUGUCCAUUGGCAGUCAUUCUCGGAAAGGAAGAAUACUUGGAUAACAAGCUGAGAGUGAAGAAAUUGGGCCCAGAGUUUGCUGAUGAUGAUGGCGACUUGAUUGAUGCCAAAGACUUGGUACCAGUCGUUAAGCAAAAGUUGUCUGAAAUCUACGAAGAUGGCGCUGACGAGGUCACAAAACUUUUCCAAAACUUGUAA
Lachancea sp. 'fantastica' is the source of this 1596-nucleotide messenger RNA. NCBI's taxonomy places the organism in Eukaryota, Fungi, Ascomycota, Saccharomycetes, Saccharomycetales, Saccharomycetaceae. The record is from the annotation of a GenBank genome assembly.